Teleopsis dalmanni is the source of this 1624-nucleotide messenger RNA. RefSeq names its product protein single-minded-like. The record is from RefSeq and is a predicted model, not a curated record. NCBI's taxonomy places the organism in Eukaryota, Metazoa, Arthropoda, Insecta, Diptera, Diopsidae. Gene Ontology annotation, cellular component: transcription regulator complex; nucleus; cytoplasm. Gene Ontology annotation, molecular function: DNA-binding transcription factor activity, RNA polymerase II-specific; RNA polymerase II transcription regulatory region sequence-specific DNA binding; protein dimerization activity. Gene Ontology annotation, biological process: regulation of transcription by RNA polymerase II.
CCGGCCUUACUUCAUCGGGUUAUAAGGUAAUACAUUGUUCAGGUUAUCUGAAAGCGCGUAUAUUUCCUGACUGUGGUGAUGGUCAAGGUGGUUGCAUACAAAAUUUAGGAUUAGUUGCCGUUGGUCACUCGCUGCCUUCAUCUGCGAUAACAGAAAUUAAACUACAUCAGAAUAUGUUCAUGUUUCGAGCUAGUAUGGACUUAAAAUUAAUAUUUCUUGAUGCUAGAGUAUCACAACUUACUGGUUAUGAACCGCAGGACCUUAUUGAAAAAACGCUGUAUCAGUAUAUACAUGUCUCGGAUAUAUUGUAUAUGCGUUGCUCCCAUCAGAUAUUGAUGUAUAAAGGACAAGUAACCACCAAAUAUUAUCGUUUCCUAACAAAGGGCGGCGGCUGGGUUUGGGUGCAAUCCUAUGCGACUGUUGUACAUAAUACACGCUCAUCUCGUCCACAUUGCAUUGUCAGUGUGAAUUAUGUCCUUAGUGAACAAGAGGCCAAAGACUUACUUUUAAAUGAAAUUCAAACGGGCAUAGUUAAAACGGAACCAAUCACUCCUACCGCAAGUAUAACACCAACCUUACAUGCAGUACACUCAACUCCUUCACAUUCUGUGGUUAUGAGUAAUGGAUUAGCAGCAGCUAGUGUCGUACCAAAUACGCUGAGUUGCAGUCCUAAGCUGGAAGCUUGUUACGAGGCAGCUGGACGUUUACCGAAUGCUGUAACACCAGUAUUAGCCAGUAAUAGCAAUGGAAGCAAUAACAAUAACAGUUACUUACCGCAAACCCAUCAACAUAUACAACACGCCCACCACGCUGCGCACAUACAUACGCACUCACUGCAUCCACAAGAAACAGUUGGACAUGAAAAUCUAAGCUAUACACAGCUAUAUCCUGUUAAUGAUCUCGUAGUUAGUUCCAGUAGUAGUACAUUAACACAUGAUAUACAAUUUCCUGACACUACAACAGGUAGUGGCUACUACGGUAAUACCAAUAAUAAUAAUAAUCCAUAUUAUUAUGAUGCAACUGUGGAUGUGGCGAAUGCUUCUAUUAUACGACCAUAUUCCGCAAAUUCGAAUAGUUGUUCUAGUAGUUCGGAGAGUGAUCGACAAAUGUCAACCGGGAAUGCCUCCACGGUGAACGACACAUCACCGCAAACUACGUACAGUGAACUAAGUCAUAAUUUUGAAUUAAAUUAUUUCUCCGAUAGCAGUUCACACCAGCAUACACAUCACGCCCCGCAGCAUUAUUCACACGCCCAUCAGCACACGUCACAUGAUAUGCAACAGCACAUAGCAAGCAAUCAUACCGCAACACCACAUCAGCAACAUCACCACCAACUACAUCAUCAUACACAACAACAACAGCAGCAGCAACCCGAACAACAUCAUCCGCACGUUGUGGCUAACAGUUUCGCCGAUAGCUUUAAGAACGUCAACGGACCCCAUUACACCAGCGUCAUUGUGGAGCCCCAGCACUAUAUAGCCAAUGAUUUUGUGCAUUAGCAGCUGCUGUUCGCCUGCAGAAGCCUUUAGUGUUCAUAUAAAUAUUAUAUUAAUACGUUGUUGUUGUUGCAAUGCUAGAUUUUAGUUUGUUCGUACAUGGCUGAGCCAUUUUUAUUUUUGAAAUA